This is a messenger RNA of Cucurbita maxima (winter squash), 1994 nucleotides long. RefSeq names its product inorganic phosphate transporter 1-4-like. The transcript has 2 exons. Gene Ontology annotation, cellular component: membrane. The record is from RefSeq and is a predicted model, not a curated record. Bases 145 to 1842 code for a protein of 565 amino acids. Lineage: Eukaryota; Viridiplantae; Streptophyta; Magnoliopsida; Cucurbitales; Cucurbitaceae. Gene Ontology annotation, biological process: transmembrane transport; phosphate ion transport. Gene Ontology annotation, molecular function: phosphate transmembrane transporter activity.
UUACGGAUAUUCAUUCCUCCCCAAUUUUUCAUAUCUCCUUCAACCUCGAUCCCAUAUUUAAAUCCCUCUGCUCCAAUCUUCAAACCCCACUCAAUUCACAGUAUCCAGUUGAAGUGUAGGAUAAAAGUUACCAGAGAGUAAAUAAUGGGAAAGGAGUCAUUACAAGUACUAAAUGCAUUAGAUGUUGCCAAAACACAAUGGUACCAUUUUACAGCAAUCAUUAUUGCUGGAAUGGGAUUCUUCACUGAUGCAUAUGAUCUAUUCUGUAUAUCUCUUGUCACGAAAUUACUUGGAAGAAUCUACUAUCAUGUUGAUGGUGCGCCAAAGCCUGGAUCAUUGCCUCCAAACGUUGCUGCUGCUGUUAAUGGUGUGGCGUUCUGUGGAACGUUGGUAGGGCAACUCUUCUUCGGCUGGUUGGGCGAUAAAAUGGGGCGAAAACGAGUCUAUGGCGUUACUCUAAUGCUGAUGGUUGUUUGUUCCAUAGGCUCUGGCCUCUCCUUUGGCCAUAAUUCACAAUCUGUCAUGACUACUUUAUGCUUCUUUCGAUUCUGGCUUGGGUUCGGUAUUGGUGGCGAUUACCCUCUUUCGGCAACGAUCAUGUCGGAAUACUCGAAUAAGAAGACUCGUGGUGCGUUCAUUGCUGCUGUGUUUGCUAUGCAGGGGUUUGGAAUUUUGGGUGGAGGGAUAUUCGCCGUUUUCAUCUCUAUGGCAUUUAAGGCUAAGUUUGAUGCUCCAGCUUAUGCAGUUGAUCCUGUUGCCUCCACUGUGCCCCAAGCUGAUUAUAUUUGGAGGAUUAUACUAAUGGUUGGAGCUCUCCCUGCUGCUCUUACUUACUUCUGGAGGAUGAAAAUGCCCGAAACUGCACGCUACACGGCGCUUGUAGCGAAAGAUACAGCCCAAGCUGCAUCAGACAUGUCAAAAGUUUUGCAUAUGGAUAUUGAGGCAGAAACUCCAGAGUCUGCUCAGUGUCACGGUGAUGCUCGAAAGUGGGAACUAGAGUCUGCUCAGUGUCACGGUCAUGCUCAAAAGUGUGAUCGUGACACUCAGCAGCUGCGAAAUGCGUAUGGAUUGUUCUCGAAAGAGUUUCUUCGUCGUCAUGGAACUCACUUACUUGGAACUGCUAUUUCUUGGUUUUUAUUUGACAUUGCAUUCUACAGCCAGAACUUAUUCCAGAAAGAUAUCUUCACCGCAAUUGGAUGGAUUCCUCCAGCAGCCACCAUGAAUGCAGUUGAAGAAGUCUUCAGAAUAGCAAGAGCUCAAACAUUGAUAGCCCUCUGCAGCACUGUGCCUGGCUACUGGUUCACAGUGGCUUUCAUUGACAGAAUUGGAAGAUUUGCCAUUCAACUCAUGGGAUUCUUCUUCAUGACAGUCUUCAUGUUUGCUUUAGCCAUUCCAUACCAUCACUGGACUUUGAAGGACAAUCAAAUUGGCUUCAUAGUCCUCUACUCACUGACGUUCUUCUUCGCCAACUUCGGACCGAACGCAACCACUUUCGUCGUCCCAGCUGAGAUCUUUCCAGCACGAUUCCGUUCUACUUGCCAUGGGAUAUCAGCAGCAUCUGGAAAGCUUGGAGCUAUGGUGGGUGCAUUUGGUUUUCUAUAUUUGGCUCAAAACCAGGACAAGAACAGAACCGAUGCAGGAUAUCCUCCAGGCAUUGGAGUCAAGAACUCGCUUCUUUUGCUGGGUGGACUUAACGUGUUGGGAAUGUUGUUUACUUUUCUGGUGCCUGAAGCCAAGGGAAAAUCAUUGGAAGAGAUGUCCGGCGAGAACGAAGAUGGAACCAUUGAAGAACUUGGGAGGCAGACGCAGACAUUUAGCCAUAGAACAGUUUCAGAGGCUUAAGGAUUCAACCUGUGGUAUUCCCAUUAGAAUUAGGCUACUACACCAUUAUUUCACUUCAUUUUACAAAUUUAGGAAGUGUUUAGUUUCUUAUAUUAUUAUUAUAGAAAUGCAUUUAAUUUCUUCCUCCCGUUCGCUCGCGUCCGAGAAUAGGU